CUUUGGGGAGUUGGGGGAGGGGAGAGAGAGAGAGGGCGAAGCAGGGAGAUCCCUGCCUGCCACUGUGAUGUCACAGAGUAAACCUCAUGUGUCAGCCAGCCCCGCCCUGACUGAUGUUCUAGCUGCGGGACACCCUUUCCAUCCUCUCCAGACCACCUCACACCACCGUAGCCCUCUGCAGGCAAGAGGAGCCUGAUUCAUCUUCACACUAGAUACUCAUUCCACUUGACCAGCUAAAAUAGAGAAGACAAACUGAAAUAUCUUUGACUCAGAACUUCAAAAGUGAAUGAACAAGUUCUCUCAACUGACUCAAAAUGUUUGUCUCACCCAGAAGAUGGAGCUCCCGAAGGUCUUCUCUGGCCAACGGACAUUCCUAUUUGCCGUCCUCAACCUGCUAUCACUCAGCUUCUCCACAGCAUCCCUGCUCAGCAACUCCUGGUUUGUGGGCACACAGAAGAUGCCCAAGCCCCUGUGCGGAGAAGGUCUGGCAACCAAGUGCUUUGACCUGCCAGUGCCCUUGGAUGGGGGCGACCUCGACGGCGACAGCACAUCAUCCCAGGAGGUGGUGCAAUGCAGCUGGGAGACUGGGGAUGACCUCUUCUCCUGCCAUACCUUCCGGAGUGGCAUGUGGCUAUCCUCCUGUGAGGAAACUGUGGAAGAACCAGGGGAGGAAUACCGAAGUUCCACUGAACUCACACCACCAACCAAGAGAGGUGAGAAAGGACUACUGGAAUAUGCCACGUUGCAAGGCCUACAUCACCCCACUCUCCGAUUUGGAGGGAAGCGGUUAAUGGAGAAGCCUUUCCUCCCCCACCCUCCCUUGGGGCUUGUGGCAAAGAACCUAUGGCUAUUGCUGGGAGCCCAAUUUGCCUGCAACAGACUUGAACUCGUCGCUUUCCUCCUCCUAUUAACGGACCUGCUGUUCACCGGGGACCCUGGCUGCGGGCUCAAGCUGAGCACCUUUGCCGCUAUCUCCUCUGUCAUGUCAGGCCUCCUGGGGAUGGUGGCCCACAUGAUGUAUUCACGAGUCUUCCAGGCAACGGUCAACUUGGGUCCAGAAGACUGGAGGUCACAUGCUUGAAAUUAUGGGUGGGCCUUCUGGACAGCCUGACUUUCCUUCACCUGCCACAUGGCAUCAUCUGUCUCCAUCUUCAACAUGUACACCAAGCUGGUGCUGGAGUUCAAGUGCAAGCACAGGAAGAGCUUCGAAGGAAACUUGAGUUGCCUACCACACCACCACCGGCGUUUCCUUCAACCGCUGCCCAGGUGCAGCCCCCCUUUGACCAGCUACCACCAGUACCACAAUCAGCCCAGCCACUUUGUCUCUGAAGGAGGUGUCUAUGCAGAGCUACGCAACCAGGGAUUCCAACAAGACACCAGCCAGCUGCUCAAAGAGCUGGCUGGGUCUCCUGUAGAAGAACAGUGUUAGGAGUAAGUGGGUUUUGGAGAGCCCCACCUUACAUGCUUGUUGUCAACACGUGUUUAAGCCAAAGUCUGUUUCUUGAGCAUGGUUUUUAGAGGUUAAGGACGAGGGUAUGUCCAAGAACAAGUAUAAAGUGUGUAGGGGGCAGAGAGGGGGAGAGAGGGGUUUGCCAGGUGCCACUGAUCCCUUUCCCUUCACAGCUCGAUCUCCUUUCACGGUCUAUACCUCACGCGUUCAGAUUCGUUCUCUCCUUACUCAUUGUUUGUUAUGUGCUGGGUUCUGGGCUAAGCAAUGGAGAUAAAAAAGAGGAGUAAAAUGCAAUUUUUUCCCUUUAGGGGCUUAUCAAUCUGGUCAUCUGUCUCCAGUUUGAGGAAUGGAGGUGGGCAAAUCAGUAGUCGAUGAUUGUGGCUCAGUUUUGCAUGGUGCCCUUGAAUGUCCCAGAAGUCACA
This is a messenger RNA of Pipistrellus kuhlii (Kuhl's pipistrelle), 1872 nucleotides long. RefSeq names its product germ cell associated 1 (gene GSG1). NCBI's taxonomy places the organism in Eukaryota, Metazoa, Chordata, Mammalia, Chiroptera, Vespertilionidae. Gene Ontology annotation, cellular component: plasma membrane. The record is from RefSeq and is a predicted model, not a curated record.